AUGCAUCAAGAUGGGGGUAAUACGGGGACGAUUGAUUAUGCGGGACCUCUCGGCACCAACCUCGAUGUAACGAGUGCUAUCAGAGGACUUCAUAUUUUGCUUUGGACUAAGAGUGGACAAAUGAUUGCCGGGUAUACGAGCAUUGGUUUGACUGGUCUGAAGUGGGGACUGGCUGCUGUUGAUGACAGCACCUUGGAGGUUCAAAGUACCUGGUACCCGGAGACAGAUGGCCAAACGCUGAAUGUGGCCUACAUGGAACUACUCUUGGAAACUGAUCAAGUCGUGGUUACGUCUAAGGAAGGCCAGAUCUAUAUCGUGCAACUAUCCGUGACAGACGACGGCCCCAGCCUAACUCUGAACCGGACAGUUAAUUUGACUUCAGUGUUGGCACAGGAUGAACUACUUCUCAACGCCAUGUAUGACACGGCGGGUAACCUGUGGUUCACCAGUGGUGGUUUGCGAGCUCAGGGAGGACACGGAGACCCCGAACAAAAUUCAACCACGAUUGGGUACAUUGAACCAGAUGGCAAAAUUCAUGCACGACACCUCCUUAACCAAAUGGUCGAGAACGGCAUAGCUGUCAGCGGGACUACGGUCUAUGUGAUCACCGGCCCCUCCGGGACCAGCAGUCAUGCCAAUGCAACCGGCAACCUGUAUGCACUGGCUCCUGGACCUGGAGACUCAAUCAAAGAAUUGUGGUCUGUGCCGUAUGAGGCUGGCGACCUCCAGAAACCGGGCUCUUUUUCUCGCGGCUCUGGAGCAACUCCUGCACUGCUGAGAGAUCAGUACGUCGCGAUUACCGAUAAUGCCAACAGCCGAGUCAAUUUAGUUAUCUAUCACCAGGAACCGCAAACGGAUUCUGAACAGGUGGUUUGCAGCGUGCCACUCUUCGGUGCCGGAGCAAGUAACGUCGACAUCGCCCCACUGGCUCAUGGUGACGGAGACAGAUAUGGUGUACUUUUGUGCAAUGACUAUAAUGCGCCGCCAUUGUACUACUCUGAUUCUGCGGGUCUGAACGGUGACUUUAACAAUCUGACUCAGAUGGCUCCGGGAGUCGUCCGCGUGGACGUCGCUGCAGAUGGUAGGUCCUGUGAGAUUGCCUGGGAGCAGAAAGACCUCCGAAUCCAGUCUGUUCCGCUUAUCUCUACCAAGAAUGGUUUACUCUAUGGAUAUACGCAGGAUGUUGACCUGUCGCUGAAGGGCUUUUGGGAGUGGUAUGCUGUCGCGCUUGACUGGAGGACCGGUAAGGAGGUUUGGCGAGUCCGCACCGGCGCGGGUGGCACUUAUAAUGAUGAUUACCAACCUGGCGCAAUCGGGCCAGAUGGAAGUUUCUACCAGAGUGUCAUUGGUGGCAUUGUCAAGAUUCAUGAUGGGUCUCCAUGA
Aspergillus thermomutatus is the source of this 1383-nucleotide messenger RNA. RefSeq lists its product as uncharacterized. The record is from RefSeq and is a predicted model, not a curated record. Lineage: Eukaryota; Fungi; Ascomycota; Eurotiomycetes; Eurotiales; Aspergillaceae. The transcript has a single exon. The coding region runs from base 1 to 1383 and encodes 460 amino acids.